AUGAGGAAAGCUAGCUGGAGUAGAAAGAACUUUCUGCUUGUGGCAGGACUGUCACUUAUAGGUGUCCCUUUUGGAAGCAUGCUCGUAAACUUUGUUGCAAAAAAAUCUGUUCGAUCACAUUCAGAAGCUAAAAAAGAAGAUCGUCGUGAAUGAUAU
This is a messenger RNA of Gavia stellata (red-throated loon), 156 nucleotides long. RefSeq lists its product as uncharacterized. The record is from RefSeq and is a predicted model, not a curated record. Lineage: Eukaryota; Metazoa; Chordata; Aves; Gaviiformes; Gaviidae. The coding region runs from base 1 to 153 and encodes 50 amino acids. The transcript has a single exon.